CGUCAAAUGGUUGGAACGAUUUCUGAAUAAAUGUUGCUAAAAAGGCUUUAAAAUUUUAUAAAUAUUGUAAAUAACUGUUUAUUAGGAAUUAUUAGUAAAGUAGCUAUUUAUUUGGAUGUAUAAGGCAAAAGAUUCCAACAUUCCUUAGUUGUAGAAACUAAUGUUUUUCUAGGCUAAGCUCUAACACAAUAAUGGGCGGUUUAUUUAGUUACUUCCGAGGGUUGUUGGGGGCACGGGAAAUGAGGAUUUUGAUCCUGGGUUUGGACGGCGCCGGGAAGACAACAAUAUUGUACAAACUACAGGUUGGCGAAGUGGUGACGACCAUACCGACAAUCGGCUUCAAUGUGGAGCAGGUCACAUACAAAAAUUUAAAGUUUCAAGUUUGGGAUUUGGGCGGACAAACUAGCAUCAGACCUUAUUGGCGAUGUUACUAUGGCAACACAGAUGCAAUAAUAUAUGUUGUUGACUCAGCGGACAGGGAUCGAAUAGGAAUAUCUAAAGAUGAACUAGUACAUAUGUUAAGAGAAGACGAGCUAGCGAACGCCAUCCUAGUAGUCCUAGCCAACAAACAGGAUAUGGCGGGCUGCCUCACCGUCGCCGAGGUGCAUCAGGCUCUAGGCCUGGACGCGCUGCGCGAUAGGACCUUCCAGAUAUUCAAGACCUCCGCAGUGCGGGGGGAGGGGCUCGACCAGGCGAUGGACUGGCUGUCCAACGCGUUGCAAGCUAGGAAAUAACAUUGAGAUAUGCAGUGGUUUGAAUUUGAAGACAUCAAAAACAAUAAAUUGAACGCGUUUGUGAAGGUAUAGUCAAGUUAACGCAUUAGGGUAGCGUCGGCGCCGACACAACUGCAGUCACCUCUUAACCCACCCCCUUGUUAGUAAACGUGGCGUAACGACGGAAUACGCAGUGUUGGCCAAUGAAUAAGAAAUAUUAAGGAAGAGUUUUUUUCUAGUAAUAAGCCGUUGCCCGCAUUCGUGUUUUUUUUACGGUUUUAUUCAAUUCCCUUGAGAACCGUUUGUUGUCCAGCAGGGCUCAGCACAGGCAGGGGACAACAAUAAAACAUAAAAAAUAAAUAAAUAAAUAUACUACGACAAGACACACAUCGCUAACUAGGCCCAAAGUAAGCGUAACUUGUGUUA
Messenger RNA from Pararge aegeria (speckled wood butterfly), 1139 nucleotides. It is a transcript of the gene Arl1, whose product is annotated as ADP-ribosylation factor-like protein 1. Gene Ontology annotation, biological process: vesicle-mediated transport; intracellular protein transport. Lineage: Eukaryota; Metazoa; Arthropoda; Insecta; Lepidoptera; Nymphalidae. The transcript has 5 exons. The record is from RefSeq and is a predicted model, not a curated record. Gene Ontology annotation, molecular function: GTP binding; GTPase activity. Bases 192 to 734 code for a protein of 180 amino acids. Gene Ontology annotation, cellular component: cytoplasm; Golgi apparatus.